UCCUCGUUAUCCUCCUUCGCCACUCGUCAGAAAUAAAGGGGGCUGGACCACAGAAACGGAGAGGAAAACAAAACCAAAAGAAGAUUUUAGAGAGGGGGGAAAGCAAAAGGCAAAACCUUUUUUAUUAUUUUUUGACAGGAUGAACGACAGUUUCCUGAACAUGGCGUCGAUAGGCGACUUCGACCCGCUCAACGCGUCGAUUCCUGCCACCAAAGUUGAAAUCACAGUGUCCUGCAGGAACCUGCUGGACAGGGACACCUUCUCCAAAUCGGACCCAAUUUGUGUCCUCUACACACAAGGCAUGGGCAACAAGGAGUGGAGAGAGUUUGGGAGAACAGAGGUGAUCGACAACACGCUGAACCCCGACUUUGUGCGGAAGUUCAUCCUGGACUACUUCUUCGAGGAGCGGCAGAACCUGCGGUUUGACUUGUACGAUGUCGACUCGAAGAGCGCCAACCUGUCAAAACACGAUUUCCUAGGCCAGGCCUACUGUACUCUGGGAGAGGUGGUCGGGUCACUGGGCAGUCGCUCGGAAAAAGCUCUCGGAGGCAUUCAAGGGAAGAAGUGCGGGACCGUCAUCGUGAAAGCCGAGGAGCUGAACAACUGCAGGGAGUCGGUGAUGAUGCAGUUCUGCGGGAACAAGUUGGACAAAAAGGAUUUCUUCGGCAAGUCCGACCCCUUCUUGGUCUUCUACAGGAGCAACGAGGACAGCACGUUCACCAUCUGCCACAAGACGGAGGUUGUGAAGAACACCCUGAACCCCGUCUGGCAGGCCUUUAAGAUCCCCGUCCGGGCUCUUUGCAAUGGUGAUUACGACAGAACAAUCAAGGUGGAGGUGUACGACUGGGACAGAGAUGGCGGUCACGACUUUAUCGGAGAGUUCAGCACCAGCUACAGAGAGCUGUCCAGAGGGCAGAGCCAGUUCAACGUCUACGAGGUGGUAAAUCCAAAGAAGAAAGAGAGAAAGAAAAAAUACCUCAACUCUGGAACGGUAACGCUGCUGUCGUUCCUGUUGGACAUUGAAGUCACCUUCCUGGACUACAUCAAAGGAGGGACCCAGAUUAACUUCACCGUGGCCAUCGAUUUUACAGCUUCCAAUGGGAACCCGGCCCAGCCCACCUCGCUCCACUACAUGAGUCCAUACCAGCUGAACGCCUACGCCAUGGCCCUGAAGGCCGUGGGAGAAAUCAUCCAGGACUACGACAGCGACAAGAUGUUUCCGGCUCUCGGCUUCGGAGCCAAGCUGCCGCCCGACGGACGGGUGUCCCACGAGUUCGCCUUGAACGGGAACCCUCAGAACCCGUACUGCACCGGCAUCGACGGCGUGAUGGAAGCCUACUACCAGAGUCUGAAGUCCGUGCAGCUCUACGGACCCACCAACUUCUCCCCCAUCAUCAACCACGUGGCCAGGUAUGCAGCGUUGGUGAAGGACGGCUCCCAGUACUUUGUGCUCCUCAUCAUCACGGACGGCGUCAUCUCCGACAUGGCCCAGACCAAGGAGUCCAUCGUCAACGCCUCCGGUCUGCCCAUGUCACUCAUCAUCGUGGGGGUGGGGCCCGCAGAAUUUGACGCCAUGGAAGAGUUGGACGGGGACGAAAUCCGAAUCUCAUCCAGAGGAAGAUUUGCCGAGAGGGACAUCGUCCAGUUCGUCCCCUUCAGGGACUACGUCGACCGGACGGGGAACCACAUCCUGAGCAUGGCGCGGCUCGCCAAAGACGUCUUGGCCGAGAUCCCCGACCAGUUCCUCUCCUACAUGAGGACCCGCGGGAUCAAGCCGUCGCCAGCGCCGCCUCCCUACACGCCGCCUCCCUACACGCCGCCAGGGCCACACCUGCAGACCCAGAUAUGAGGAGUGGGGGGGGGGGGGUGAAGGCUUCUGAGUCAGGGGUCAGGGGUCAGCCGAACCUUCUACGCGAAAAGUACUUCCAUUUCCCUGAAGCCGCUCUCCAUGCCUUGUCGUCGUGGGUCACGCUGGUCUUUCUCGUGUUCAGGAAGCUGCAUGUCGUGCCAGGAGGCCCGGAGAAGCCAAUGAGAGUCUGUUUACUUCCACCGUCGAGCAUUCCUGUCGCCGUCUGGGAUCUUUUCUUCUUCUUUUUUUUCCCCCGGAGAGACUUUGGAGAUUCUGAAUUCAAUCCGGGAGGUAAAGAAGGAGUGAAAAGGCAAAUGAAGGACGGCUCUGGACACGUUGUAAAGGGAAUGUCUCCAGACAAGAACAAAGAAAUCAUCUUUAAUGAAGUUUCUCUGUAAAUAUCUGUCACUUAUUCUAUCUCUCUCUCUCUCUAACUCUCACUCCUUGUUUACAGUAAUUUACAGUAACAAGGAUUUUUAAUGUUGAUACUUUUAUAUACACAGUUUCAAUAUGAAGCUCUCUCUCUCUCUCUCUCUCUCUCCUGGCGUGUGUGUCAGGUAGCAGCAGUGCAGGUCCCGGUAGCCCUUCUGUACUGUACCGUAGCGUGCCGUACCGUGCUGUAUUCUGGUGUUUUUGUAUUGACCUUCUGCAUGAGUGUAGCCUCAGUCAAGUGCAUGCAUAUCGUGGCCCUGCACUACCUCUUCUAUCCACCGGUCUGUCUGUCUGUCUGUGGGGGGGGGGGGAGUGUCAGUCUGUGUGCCUGUAUCUCCAUUUGUCACUUCUGUCUGUCUGCACUGCUCUCAGGUCCGUCUGUCUGUUGCAGCCUUACUUCCUCUCUCUCUCUCUCUCUCUUGCUCUCUCUCUCUUUUCUUGUACUAGCUGUGUUUCCAUCCGCCAUUUUUUUUUUUUUUUUUUCAGAGACAAGCUGAAAAGAAAAUAUGUGACACGCCUAUAUAUAAUAUUAUUAUAUAAUAUAUUUGGGCCUUUUGAAAUGUAUCUCAGCUCCCCUGCGUUGCGUCCUGGAGACGUAGCGCCCUUAUUGCAGGUGUCCAUCACCUUCAGCAGGUGUCCUAUUCUGUCAUGUUGUUCUGAAGCCCGAGCAGCGUCUCCCACUUUGGUCCAGACUUAAAUAUCACGACAAUUAUUGGUACAGAUUGUCAUGAAAUGUGGUAUAAACAUUCAUGUUCCCCUCCUAGAGGCUCAGAGGAGGCGCUCCUCCUCCACUUAGACUGAACAUGGUACAUUCAUGACAUCAUGAGUCAGAGGAAUACAACCCGGGUUAUUCAUCAACACUUUUUAAAUCUUGGCUCUUGUGUUUGGCCUGAAGACAUCGGCAAACAUUUAGGAGCAAAUGUGGACAGGUUUUCAGGAUUUCACUUUUUUCAGAUUGGAAGCAUGGCUACUCUCUCUCUCUCCCUCUCUCUGUGUCACUCUCUCUCCUUCUCUUUCUCUCUGUCUCUGUUCUCCUUCGAACUGCCUUGGCAAUAAGAUGCCCACGUGCCCCGUGUCGUGUGCCCCCCCCCCCCCCCUGUGUGUUUCAAUCGACAGCAGCUGCUCUCAGGCGACAUGCCGUCUGAGCAUCAAGAGCCCAGUGGUCAAAAAUGCAGAGAAAAGAAAACACUCGUUCCCUUCGUUGGCUUUUUGUUCCAUUUGAUUUAUUUUGUAUUGCACCUUCGAGCUCUGAUGAAGCUGUUUUUAUACGUCUGUUUUUAUGACGCGUGCGCCUAACGUGCCAAACUAGUUUGGACUUCGGAGUUGUUUCUACAUGAAGGAUGAGUUGGUUUGUCUGUGCCGUGAAUGUGGAGGGAGUCGUAUGUUCUGGUGUGACACGACUUCUUUUUAAAACAUCAUGUGGAGCGUUUAGAGAGCGUGAACGCGUCUGAACAUGUAGUGAGUUUAUUUUAUAGUUCCAUCACCCUGAAGCCGUCUUAAAGCUACGGCGCACACAUCCGCCGGAUCACUCUGAUGUCUUAACCCAGCACCAUGUACACAACAUGUACACAACAUGUACACACCACGUGUACACAACAUGUACACAACAUGUACACAACACGUACACAACAUGUACACACCACGUGUACACAACAUGUACACAACAUGUACACACCACGUGUACAACAUGUACACACCACGUGUACAACACGUACACAACAUGUACACAACACGUACACAACAUGUACACGCCAUGGACACACCGGUGUGUAUCACAUGUGUCUUUGUGUCAGGUGUUGCAGCAGUGAGUCAAAUCAGCUGAUUACGGCGUCCGUGCCUCAGACAGUUGUCAUCAUCAUGUUUAGUUUCUUUGAGGACGUCGUCAUGGUGACGCGUCCCAAAUGUCUCUCCACAGUCGUCUGAUUGAAGACGAUUAUUUUUUCGAGAUGAUCUCGUCUCCACAACCAGUUUUGAAUCUCACACAUUGUUGCUCCACAUCCCCGACUUCGUCUUUGUUUGCAGCAGGUGUGUGUGUGUGUGUGUGUGUGUGUGUGUGUGUGUGUGUGUGUGUGUGUGUGUGUGUGUGUGUGUGUGUGUGUGUGUGUGUGUGUGUGUGUGUGUGUGUGUGUGUGUGUGUGCUGCAGCUGGAGGCCUCGUUAGCAGCUCGUUACUGUAAAGCUCCCUGCCAGCGGUUCGAGGUCCCGCGCCGCCGCGGGGGUCAAAGACGGGCCGACGGCGUGUGAGUGUUUGAUGUUCGUGCUCGGGGACAAUUUAGCAUCAACGCCUUCUGCUGGAAACACAUUUCUGGACAUGACAGAUUUCAAAAAAUAAGAAGCAGCCACAAGUCUACGGGGAUCAUUAGAAAGCAAAACUAUAGUUAUGAACGUUCCGGCCGUUGGUUUUGUCGGUUGUGAUAACUUUGCAUCAGCUGACUACUAUCUUUUCUAAAGGGGCUAACGUUAGCCACCGGAAGCUCCCGGUGGUACCAUUAUUAAAGAUUCUUUAAUCCAAGAAUUAAAAUCAAGGACAAUUUCACUAAAAAUUCAAACUUGAGGAUGACAAAUGUUCAGAAUCGGGCACCAAAGGAUCAUCUGUCAUGUCCGUAUGGAAUUGAUCAGACAAUGAAAUGACCGGCGGUCAGUCGCAGAGUGACAAGUGAUUUGAAAUGUGAAUUCAGGAAAAGGCAUUCCUGAAUUCAUGUCUUUUUAUUCUUUUCUUUUUUUUUCAAGAAGUUCGGGAGCAUUCAAAGAGAGGAAGUCAGACGGCGGGUUUUAAAUCAGAAGUAUUGUCGUGAUGUGAAUUCUCGGAUGCUUCGUUUUCAGCUUAAAUUUAUUAAUUUGCUAAUAUUUUGUAUUAUUAUUUGGUCCUUUCUUCAAGUCCAUAUAUGCUGUCUACCCACACACCAACAUAUCGCCACGCUCAUGUUGUGCCAGGUAUGUUGUCUUGGCUGGACAGGUAUUUGUAUUAUUAUUAUUGUUUUGAUUGUCCAUCACUAACCAGCCCCUCAGAGUGUGUGUCUGUGUGCAUGCGUUUGAUAUAAGUACACUUUGCGUGUGUGUGUGUGUGUGCGAGAGUGUGUGUGUGUGUGUGUGUGUGUGUGUUUACAGAGUGCUUUAAUAGACCAUGUGAGGUGUAAACACACAUAAGAUCUUUGUUUACUAAAGCUAUCCAAAUAAUAUAUUGUGCUGGUCUCCUGAACAACGUGCACUCCGUUUGCAUGUUCAGUUUUACAAAGGAGGCGCCGGUUCCUUUUGGUAACAACUGAGUGUUUUUGAAAUAUAAAAUAUCUAUAUGAAAAAUUAACUGUACAAAAUGGCCUUAAAUCUUUCUCUUGAGUUUCUUGGAAUUGUGCAAUGCCUUCUACAGAAAAAUGAAUAGUUUCAUUAAUGGUUAUCUAUUUUGUGUCCGUGUUUCUAUUGCUUUCUAGUGGACUUUUUUUUUGGUCUUUCAAUUAUUGAUUAAAUACUUAUCUUGUACUUUUUUGAAACCGUGAUUUUAAUCAGAGAAAGCAUGGCUGAAGUACUGAUUGUCUGAUGAUAGAUGACUAUUUCUGUAUCGAACUAUGGAUUUUUAAAUAAAUAUUCAUAUUAAACAGCAAACCUG
This is a messenger RNA of Pseudoliparis swirei, 5884 nucleotides long. RefSeq names its product copine-8. Gene Ontology annotation, biological process: cellular response to calcium ion. The transcript is spliced from 20 exons. NCBI's taxonomy places the organism in Eukaryota, Metazoa, Chordata, Actinopteri, Perciformes, Liparidae. Gene Ontology annotation, cellular component: plasma membrane. Bases 140 to 1849 code for a protein of 569 amino acids. Gene Ontology annotation, molecular function: calcium-dependent phospholipid binding. The record is from RefSeq and is a predicted model, not a curated record.